UGCCAUCGCUGGAACUAUAAAAGUGUCGUGUGGCCGCAACAGAAAACAUACUUCGUACACAACUUUCACAGCUAACAAUGAAAGCCAUCUUUGCUCUCUGCGCCAUUUUGGCCGCUAUCGUUGUGGCUGUCAACGCCGAUGCGGGUCGCUCGGCCUGCCAGGAUGAGAUCGAAGUGGGACAGACCUAUCCCCAUCAUUUCGACCCUGCCAAGUACUGGCUGUGCGAGGAGCUGAAUAAGCCCGCCACCGAAGUCGACUGCCCCACUGGCCUGGCCUACAUGCAUAUUCUGAAGGAGUGCAUCCCCUGGGCUAGCUAUGUCUGGAAGAAGCUCGAGAACCCACCCACACUUGCUUAAGCUCAAAACUCAAUAAACAAACUGAUAAUUGCA
Messenger RNA from Drosophila busckii, 389 nucleotides. RefSeq lists its product as uncharacterized. Bases 78 to 356 code for a protein of 92 amino acids. The record is from RefSeq and is a predicted model, not a curated record. Lineage: Eukaryota; Metazoa; Arthropoda; Insecta; Diptera; Drosophilidae. The transcript has 2 exons. Gene Ontology annotation, molecular function: chitin binding.